Molecule: messenger RNA, 1455 nt
Organism: Papaver somniferum (opium poppy)
Lineage: Eukaryota; Viridiplantae; Streptophyta; Magnoliopsida; Ranunculales; Papaveraceae
Product: COBRA-like protein 4
Exons: 4
Coding region: 69-1106 (345 amino acids)
Biological process (GO): plant-type cell wall cellulose biosynthetic process; cellulose microfibril organization
Cellular component (GO): plasma membrane
Source: RefSeq, a predicted model, not a curated record
GUAUAGCUGUAUAAGUAUCAGUAAGAGUAGAAGAAGAAGAAGAGCAAUCAAACAUUUUUUUCUUUGUUAUGGACACCUCAUUCAGGGUCUCCUCCUCCAUCAUUUACUUCUUCUUGUUUUUGUCUUUAAGUAAUACAGCAGUUUUCUCCACCUCUGUGGUGGUCGAGGCGUACGAUCCAUAUGAUCCAACCAGCAACAUUACAGUCAAAUGGGAUGUCUUGAGCUGGACAUCAGAUGGUUAUGUGGGAGUUGUUACUAUCACAAACAAUCAGAUAUACCGGACAGUGCAAAAGCCAGGUUGGAAGCUUGGCUGGACCUGGGCUGGACGUGAAGUUGUUUGGAGCAUGGUUGGGGCUCAGGCCAUUGACCAAGGGAACUGUUCUAGGUUCAAGGGCAACAUCCCACAUUCCUGCUUAAAGACACCUACCAUGGUUGAUCUGAUGCCUGGCACUCCAUUCAAUCAACAGGUCAAGGAUUGUUGUAAAGGAGGAACUUUAAGCACGAGAUAUCAAGAUGUUCAUAAUUCAAUGGCUAGCUUUCAGAUCUCUGUUGGUAAUGCAGGUACCUCGAAUACAACGGUGCGCAUGCCUAAGAAAUUCACCUUCGUUGCUGGCCAUGACAAAUAUACUUGCAGACCUGCCAAGACUGUGCCCUCUACAAGAUUUAUCACUUCGGAUGGAAGGAGAAUGACCAGAGCCUUCAUGACAUGGAAAGUAGUGUGCACGCACUCGCGUGCUAAAGAGGCUAACAAGCACCCAGCUUGUUGCGUAUCAUUUUCAGGGUUUGGCCAACAUAAGAAAGCUAAUUGUCCUACUUGUGCCUGUGGUUGUCGAAAUAAAACAUGCAACUCGAGUAGGAGAGGCCUAAGCUUUGUGCCAUCGAAGAUAAAGUGCACAGAUCAUAUGUGCCCUGUUAACAUCAAUUGGCAGAUGAUGAAACCCAAAGAGAAAGGAGUAGGAUGGGCAGUUAACGUUUCCAUAACUAACUUUAACUACCGAAUGAACUACUCAGAUUGGACACUGCUUGUAAAUCAUCCUUCCAUUAACAAGCUCACCGAAGUUCUUCACGCCAAACAUAGAAAUGGUGGAGAUAAUAUGGGGGGCUAAAAAUAAAACCGAUGUUAUCACUGCAACUGGUCGUAAAGGCUCAACAGUGAGUUGGAUAAUGCAUCUUUAUAAGAACAAGUAUAAAAACGAUACUGCGACUCUUUCUUGUGAAAAAGAUUGGCGUACUCCUAGGGAAGUCUUCUUCAAUGGGGAUCGAUGUGUCGUUUCUUCACUCUUGCCUCUAGCAAGUGCCCGCAUUCAUUGAUAGAUAGAGCUUCAUCUCCAUUAUCUUUCUUCUUUGAACAAGAAGAAAAUAAAAAUAUAUUUCUCAAAAGCAUGUGACAAUACAAUUGUACCGAUCUAUAAAUGUUUGGAAUGGCCUGGGAAUUUGAGCUAUACAUUGGUUGGA